AUGAGAAGCAAAUCCAUCUUAGCUGGUGCCGUUAAUGUUCCAAUUGAACCAACAUCAAAUGUUGACUCACGAACGACAAACAAUAUUGUCAUAAAGAACUAUAGUUCGGAGUGUUUGAAAGAAAAAGAACCAGAUCUUAAGUCGGUGAAUUUAAACACAGCUUCAAACGCUAACGCUACAUCAGAUGUUAAGUUAGAGUAUCCACCACUGGACCAAGUUCUUUCAAGAGAAGCCAACGACAACCCUUACACAAAUGUUCAAACAAAUCCUUCAGAUAACGUAGACCAUUACCUUCUUCAGUUAUAUCAAACAAUUUUACUCAAAGACGAUAAGAAGCUUUUGACAAAUCUUAUAAGUAAGAACCAAAUAAUUCUAACAAAGGAGGACCUUGAAAAUAUUAUAUCACGAAUAACAGGAAAGCAAUGUGUCAUUGACUAUCUCGACCCUGAAAUCGAAUGCUGUGGUCAAACUCCAAUAUUCAUGAAAAUAG
Trichomonas vaginalis G3 is the source of this 490-nucleotide messenger RNA. RefSeq lists its product as uncharacterized. NCBI's taxonomy places the organism in Eukaryota, Parabasalia, Trichomonadida, Trichomonadidae. The record is from RefSeq and is a predicted model, not a curated record. The annotation marks the transcript as partial. The transcript has a single exon.